Dicentrarchus labrax (European seabass) is the source of this 3003-nucleotide messenger RNA. RefSeq names its product dr1-associated corepressor. Gene Ontology annotation, molecular function: protein heterodimerization activity; transcription coactivator activity; RNA polymerase II general transcription initiation factor activity. The coding region runs from base 95 to 550 and encodes 151 amino acids. Gene Ontology annotation, biological process: negative regulation of transcription by RNA polymerase II; positive regulation of transcription by RNA polymerase II; transcription by RNA polymerase II. Lineage: Eukaryota; Metazoa; Chordata; Actinopteri; Moronidae. The record is from RefSeq and is a predicted model, not a curated record. Gene Ontology annotation, cellular component: negative cofactor 2 complex; nucleus. The transcript is spliced from 6 exons.
GUGUGAAGUCUGAAGGUAAACAAAUGGACCCAGCGGCGGUUCGCGGUAAAAACAUGAACAAUGUGACCGAACCGCGCGGAUUAAAGCGAGUACAAUGCCCGGAUACAAGAGCAGAUAUAACUUACGCUUCUCUCCCAGUCGCAUCAAAAAGAUCAUGCAGAAGGACACAGAGGUGGGGAGGAUUGCGAUGGCGGUUCCUGUGAUCAUCUCUCGGGCGCUGGAAAUGUUCCUGAAGUGUCUGCUGACCAAAACCAGUCUGAUAACUCAGUCCAAGCUGAGCGCCGUCGUAUCUGUCGCUCAUAUGAAGCAGUGCAUAGAGUCGGAGAAGCUCUUCGACUUCCUCAAAGACCUGGUGGAGCAAGCGACGUCUCCGGCAGGCCAGAAGGACAACAGAGGCACGAGUAUGUGGCCGCUGUACAGGACCAAACGACGUGAAAUUUCUGUUAAAAACCCGGCUGAAGUUGUAGAAGUGGCGCCACGAUCGAGCCUCGACUCACUGGACAACGACUCUUCCACCUCCAGCGAGUCGGAGCUCUACAUCUGCUUCUGACUGCCGACGUUCAACCAGAGGAAAGUGCUGUCAUCUUAAAGCAGCACAUCAUUUCAUCACUUUACUUUUGUUUAUAUGUUUAUUUUUUAUUUAAGCUUUACUGCUUUUUGGGGGAAAAAACCCCAAAUAUUUGAGUUAUAUAAUAUUUUAGACUUUUGCCUGCUAAUGUAGUUUUUGUUGAGAAAAAAAAGGUUAUAUGUAAUAUAAUUUUGUAGUGAAGCUCUUUUUCUUUUUGUUUGUAUCAGAAGUUGAAUUCUGUGUAAGUUUACACUAAAAUGAAAAUAUUUAAAUUAUGCAAUAUAAAUUGCUUCAUACUUUUACAGUCUAAACCUUUUGUUUUUGUUGUCGUUUAGGCAGUUUGCUUUAAACUUUUGUAGUUGAACUGAAAUGUUAUGCUCUGGUUAAGUAAAAUGUUAGAGAAUACGUCUCUAUGCGUUCGCCAACCUUUAAAACCAAACUGAGUGCUUGUUUUUGCUGAACGGCGGCCUUUAACGGCGGCCGUUUCGAAACAUUUGAUUUUUUUAAAGCACUUGUAAAUUAACGUUUUAAAGACAGUAAACCUUUGCAUAUGGAAUGUGAUCAGAUCAGUAAAUAAAUAAAGGUUCAUUUCAGCUGUGAGUGGCAGAUUUAAUGUGAAGAUGUGCUCACAUAAAUAAAAAAAACAACCCAAGAGCAUAGAGGGAUUGGUUUUAUUCUAACCAACUCAUCUUUUUACAUUGUGAAAGGAUGAAAUGAUGAAUAAAUAGAUGCAUUCUGUCCUUUUUUUUUUUAACUGGAAAUUUACACUUUAAAGCCAAAUAUAGCAAAACGCCUCUCUUAAGUUGCUACGCUAGCUAUCUGCAUAAGGAGGAGAAACCGUUUUCACGUUCCGACAUUGACAAACAUUACGCACCAACGUUCCCGCUGAAGGUCCGAGCUGAUCUGAUCACCCAGACAGACGUCGGACUCGUAAAAUGUGCACGAAAUCAAGUAUCAACGAAAGUAAAGUACAGCUCGGCUAUAAGUGACAGACUUCAUGAGUAAGAGUUUAAAUCCAGUGGUCGUUCCUCCGUCUGGCAGUUGGAAAUGAAACAUGCAUCUUGGCUGAAAGCAUCUUCACUACAGUUACACUUCAAAAGAGUAAAAUAAGUAAAAAAAAAAUGUUUUAAAGCAACAUCAUAUUUUUUUCUAAUAAACCAAAUAAAAAACACAUUUAUUUUUACUUUUGCAGUAAUUACAUAUUUAUAGAAUUGUGGCCAAUUUGCAUUAGCGGUUCAAUAGAUUCUUCUUUGUUUUAUUUAAUCCAUUUUCUAUCCAGAGUCCCAAAAAGGCACAGUCGCUUUACACUCCUUUGAACAACUGACCCAAAUACUGAUGGGGAGAAAUCUAGAUUUAAAUAUGUUCAAAAAAUUAAAACAUUUACACACAAACACAGACAGACAGGUGACAGAUCGGCCUUCACCUACUGCGUCUCUUUCGUUUAACUCGUGCUGUGAGUUUACAACGGACAUCUUGUGCCAGACAGAUCGAAGGACAUGUUUUAAAAAUUGAGAACAGAAAUGAAAACAGAACUACAAGUACAGCAUCUUCAGAAGAGUCGCGCUCCGUAGCCAAAAGUCUGUUUAAUAGCUUCGAAGUAGUAUCUCUUCCAGCCCUCUUUCGUCCGCUCCUCCUCGUUGUCCGGGACGCCUCGGCAGUCCACCUUCAGCUCCGUCUCGCUGCUCCGGUCCAAGAAAUGAAUCGUGAUUGUCGCGUAGUGCUCUGUUGGGGGACACGGGACAACCACAUGUUACCGUCAGUGUCUCCAGUUGCACAGCGAGGAUUACAAUAAACUGGUAAAAGAAAACGAGCCUCAACGUGUGACUCACGACCCCCGCAGUGAGGCAGAUAAUGUGUUUCAUUCCACCCUUAAACAACUGAAUAACAAAAAAUAAUGAAUAGGACUUUGUCGAGGGCAUUUAGUUAGAGAGAUGCUGACGGAGAGCGGUGCUAAUGGCAGAGACGAAGACAUGAGAGAGAGGAGAGAAACCGCCAGGCGAGUAAAUCUCAGACCGGCUUUUAGUCGUUGCUGAGAGCUUUGUGAGAUAAAAGGCUGCAACAGACGGCGAGCUGUCCUUGUUUCUGUUUGACUAGUCCGUAAUAUUAGCUGGCUGUUUCUACUGUUGUUUCAUUUGCUUGAUGUUUGGCUGUGUUAGAAAAGGCUGCUAGAUUUUGGUCAGAAGUAAUGUAAGCCUAAUAAAAUGCACCAAAUCUUACAUAAUGUUGCUCUAAGAAUUAAAGGUUCAUUGCUCUUUGAAAGGGUUUACUUGCAUUAUUAUAUCCACCAUAAUAUCAGUGGCAUUAACCAUUACAGUAACACUGUUUAUCCAAAUUAUUUUCUAUAUUCAUAUGAAUGUAAACAGUCAAUGAUUUGACAUUUGUGUGAAAAUGGCUGUUGAAAUAUUAAAAUAUAAAUAAAUGAACAUACCACAGGG